Molecule: messenger RNA, 1736 nt
Organism: Scylla paramamosain (green mud crab)
Lineage: Eukaryota; Metazoa; Arthropoda; Malacostraca; Decapoda; Portunidae
Product: 28 kDa heat- and acid-stable phosphoprotein-like
Exons: 5
Coding region: 141-704 (187 amino acids)
Cellular component (GO): cytosol
Molecular function (GO): RNA binding
Source: RefSeq, a predicted model, not a curated record
CAAUUUCAACCGAUUUAUAAGUUAAAAAUGGAAACUGAAAUUUUAUACAGUGAGGGAGCCAAGUGUGUCUAACAAAGUCGUGGGUGUGAUACAGCAGAGUCCUCCUUCCCGCUUCCUUCCCAACAACACACACCACAGCCAUGCCUAGGGGAAGAGGAAGAUGCAAGGGUGGCAAACGCCACUUCACCAACUUUGAGGCGAUGGAGGAACAGAAGAAGAAGGAAGAGAAGGAGCGCCAGUGGAGGAAAGAGCAAGGGGAAACUGAUAGUGAGGAAGAUGAAGAGAAGUCUGGCAGUGAUUCUUCAGAAGAAAGUACUGAGGAGGAGGAGGAGGAGGUGAAGGAACAAAAGGCAAAGGGUGUUGGUGGCUUGAUAGAAUGUGAGAACCCAAAUCGUGUGGUUAGUAAACCGAAGAAGGUGUCAACCCUCACUAGUACUAGUGACACUGCUGCUGCCUCAAAGCCACAGUUAUCUCGACGAGAACGGGAAGAGAUACAGAAACAAAGAGCAACUGCCCACUAUCGAAAGAUGCAUUCGGAAGGCAAGACAGAGGAGGCUCGAGCUGAUCUGGCUCGCUUGGCAAUCAUCCGUCAGCAGCGAGAGGAAGCAGCAAAGAAGCGUGAGGAGGAAAAGCAAGCCCGAGAAGCUGCAGCAUCAGCCAAGAAAGAACAAUUGGCCAAGGCCCUCAACAAGAAGAAGAGCUGAUCACACAUGUCCCAUAGAUACGAAUGAAAUGUGUGAACAUGGCAGCUGCAAUAUUCAGAGCAGUUGGUUUUAGAUCGAAGGCCAGGAGAGAACUUGUCAGAGUUGUCUGUUACAUCAACACUAAUAAAUAAAGCAAAUUGUUCAGUUGUUCAGCAGUUGUUUAUGAUGAUAAUGGAAAGAUAUUUCAUAAUUGGCUUGUAAAUUAAAGGAAAUGUAUCAGAACUGCUCUGACAAACUCUGCCUAGAACCAACAGGCUUUACAAACUUAAAACAAUUAUCAAAAUAUUGCAAUAUAAAAUACAUCACUACAUCACUUUGAAGUUUAUAAAAAAAAAUCUAUUCUUCCUGAAUGCAUAAAUCAUAUUUUUAAAUUAAUUUUGUUCUUUCAGCUUUUCUAUUAUAAUUCUUUUUUUCCUUUGAAAUGCGACGACAAAUGGCAGGUUUGAGAUUAGUUUUUUAAUGACUCACGUGGCUGAAGUACAAGUUUAUUUAUAGUAAGGACCAUUACUGUAUUCAUUUAAUGUUUUAUAUCUACAGAUGGCAUGAAAUUAUCUGUAUCUUUACUAUUACUGUGCUUCAUUCAUUUGUUAUUUUCUUACCAAAAGACAAGAGCUUAUCUGCUAAUAUUUUCACCCUGCACUUCUGUACUAUUUAAGAGUUGCAUCACUGCUAGAUAAAACCAAUUUUAGGUCUUCAUUUGAUGGAAAUGGGAUUGCCGUGGAUCAGAAAUGUUCUUAAUUCCUAAACUUUAUCAUAAUUCUACAUUUUGUGAUAUUUUUUGUUCCCAGUUUGUAAAGUUUUGUUAUCACUUGAGUGAGAGUGUGAAAUCAUCUGUUGCAUAUAGCCAUCUCUCCUCAUGUUAUCAGGACAAAGCUGUGAAUCAUUGAUGUUACUCUCAAUUAUAUUACAUUCAGUUCACAACACUGACAAACGCUUCAAAUUUUACUGUCAAUAGUGUUUGUAAUAUUUAUAUGUGCUUUUAUUUUUUAUUUUUAUUUUUUUUUCUGUCCCAAUAAAAUAUCUUGUACCAAA